Juglans microcarpa x Juglans regia is the source of this 1950-nucleotide messenger RNA. Its product is annotated as flavonoid 3'-monooxygenase CYP75B137-like. Lineage: Eukaryota; Viridiplantae; Streptophyta; Magnoliopsida; Fagales; Juglandaceae. Bases 133 to 1722 code for a protein of 529 amino acids. The transcript has 3 exons. The record is from RefSeq and is a predicted model, not a curated record. Gene Ontology annotation, molecular function: heme binding; iron ion binding; oxidoreductase activity, acting on paired donors, with incorporation or reduction of molecular oxygen.
AAUUCUAAAAACUUCUCUAUAUUUGUAAGAAUCUUGACGUUCUCAAAGAUCAAGCUGUGACUUUCGUCCAAAGUUCCAACUUGUAAGAUCUCUUCAUUCAUCAGUUCUAAAACUAUAUAUAUAUUUCCUCAAAUGUCUUCUGCAAUGGGAUGGUGGAGGUCCUAUGCUGGCGACGAGAGUUUUUCUAGCUCAACUCUCUCUGUUUUGAUCAGUACAUUUGCGGUGUUAUGGUUGCUAUGGGCCAUCAAGAAACAAAGAAAGGCUGCAGUACCUCCAUUGCCACCAGGUCCUCGUGGCUUGCCAAUAGUCGGGUACCUUCCUUUUGUAGGCACAGAACUUCAUACAAAAUUUGAGCAACUGUAUGGGAUCUAUGGCCCCAUCUACAAGGUUUGGCUUGCAAAUAAAUUGUGUGUUGUGAUUAGCUCACCCUCGCUAGUUAAAGAAGUUGUUCGUGACCAAGAUGUAAUAUUUUCCAACCGUGACACUAACAUAGUUGCACGUAUCGUCACAUACGGGGCAGUCGAUAUUGCUUUUUCCCCACAUGGUGCUGACUGGAAGAUGUUGCGGAAGAUGUUUGUGAGAGAGAUGCUAAGUCCAGCAAAUCUUGAUAGUACCUUGCCUUUACGAAGAGAAGAGGUAAGGAACACCAUUAGAAAUGUGUAUGACAAAAAAGGCACCCCUGUAGAUGUAGGGGAGCUGGCGUUUGUAACGGUGAUGAAUGCCAUCAUGAACAUGCUGUGGGGUGGCACACUACAUGGAGAGGAAGGGGCUAAGUUUGGAGCAGAGUUUAAGCAUAUCUUUGCAGAAUUAGUGAUGAUUCUCGGAAAACCAAAUGUUUCGGACCUUUUCCCAGCUUUAGCAAGGUUUGAUUUACAAGGGAUCGGAAGGAAAGCAAAGAGGAUUUCCCAAACCAUUGAUAGAGUACUUGAUUAUGCCAUUAACAAAGAGAUCAAGAGUUUGGCCAAGGCCAAAGAAAAUGGAACGACAAAGACAGGACAAAAGGACUUUUUGCAAGUUCUCUUGGAACUAAGGGAGCAAGAUGACGGUGCACCAUCAAUGAGCAUGACCCAACUCAAGGCCUUGGUUUUUGACAUAGUGGUGGCUGGAUCCGACACCACAACAACCAUGUCAGAAUGGGUGAUGGCAAGAUUGUUGAAGCAUCCAGAGAUAAUGAGAAAGGUCACUGAAGAAUUAACAGAAAUCGUGGGGUUGGACAACUUAGUUGAAGAAUCUCAUUUGCCCAAAUUACAUUAUUUAGAAGCGGUUAUUAAAGAGGCGUUCCGUUUGCACCCACCUGGUCCUUUCCUAUUACUUCGUACUCCAAGUGAAUCUAGCAUCAUUGGAGGGUACCUUGUACCCAAAGGUUCUAGUAUUUUCCUGAAUGUUUGGUCUAUACAAAGGAAUCCAAAGUAUUGGGACAAUCCAUUGGAAUUUAAACCUGAAAGGUUUUUGAAUAAUGCUUCUGGUACGUUUGAUUAUUCGGGCAACAAUCUUAAGUAUUUACCAUUUGGGUCAGGGAGAAGAAUAUGCGCAGGACUUACACUCGGAGAGAGGACACUCAAAUACAUCUUGGCUUCAUUUUUGCAUUCCUAUGAGUGGAAAUUGCUACAAGGUUCAGAGAUAGAAUUUUCUGACAUGUUCGGUGCUAUUACCAAGAAGAAGAAUCCAACCAUUGCAAUUCCAACUCCAAGGUUAUCUAAGUCUGAGCUCUACACAGAAUAGUACAAUGUGAGAAAUAUACUUUAUUGUAUAAAGCAUUUGUAUGCACAAUAACUAGGAGGUUUUGAUGCUUUUCACUUCCUGUAGUUCUAUAGACAAUGUAAUGAUGGUUUCCAAAUAAUGCCAUUUUGCUUGUCUGCAAAGAGGCUUAUACGUACACUCACCUGUAUCUAGAUUUGCGCAAUUAUUGGCCUAUGAAUAAAACCUUGUCUCGCGUGGUUUUAUAGUAAA